Coccinella septempunctata (seven-spotted ladybird) is the source of this 1046-nucleotide messenger RNA. RefSeq names its product Golgi SNAP receptor complex member 1 (gene Gos28). NCBI's taxonomy places the organism in Eukaryota, Metazoa, Arthropoda, Insecta, Coleoptera, Coccinellidae. The transcript is spliced from 5 exons. Gene Ontology annotation, biological process: endoplasmic reticulum to Golgi vesicle-mediated transport; vesicle fusion. Gene Ontology annotation, molecular function: SNAP receptor activity. Gene Ontology annotation, cellular component: SNARE complex; Golgi membrane; Golgi medial cisterna. The record is from RefSeq and is a predicted model, not a curated record. Bases 128 to 814 code for a protein of 228 amino acids.
GUUAAAAUAAUACAGCUGACGCAAAUGACGUUUAUGAAUAUUUGCAAAACAAAGGCGUAUUUCCAUUAUUUUAUGAUAAAUGGUUGAUAAUUAAAGGUGAAACAAUUACGUAGUGAUUCAUUCAAAGAUGGCUAAUGCACUAACCUAUGACGAUCUGAGGAAACAGGCUAGGAGUUUAGAAAACGAGAUCGAUUUGAAGUUGGUGGCAUUCAGCAAAUUAGGAGCAGGUUUGAAGACUCCACAUAGCAGUCAUGCUUCUGACACAGUUCCACUUCUUUCUGGUGAAGAUACCUUUGAAACAAUGUCACUUGAAAUCGAGCAGCUUCUCAAGAAGUUAACACAAAUCAACGAACAUAUGGCCGAACAACCAGUGUCAGGUGCAGCUAUGCUACACACUAUUCAGCGUCACAGAGACAUACUGGCUGAUCUAUCUAAAGACUAUAGAAAAACAAAUUCUCAACAUGAAAGUCGUAGGGAAAGGGAAGAUCUUUUGCAUAGGAAUUCAGAUAAUUUUCGAACAGAAGGAAUCAAUAAUAGGAGGGAUAUCUAUUUGAAAGAGAAUCAGCAUAUCCAUAAUUCAGAUAGAUUAGUAAACGACCAGAUUUCGAUAGCAAUGGAAACCAGAGAUCAUCUUCAGAGCCAAAGACAGACAUUUAAGAGGUUGCAAACAAGAUUUAAUGACAUGUCGAACAAAUACCCACUUAUAAAUAGUCUGAUUCAACGUAUAAAUUUGAGAAAACGAAGGGAUUCUAUAAUUUUAGGGUUAGUGGUUUCCUUAUGUACUUUUUUGAUUUUGUUAUACAUCUUUCAUUGAGACUGAAUGAUGUAACACACAUCAAUUGAGGCUUGUUUUAUGUAGAUGGUGGUAUUUUAAAACCAAAGUUGACAAAUUCUCAUACUGGGUUCAUGUGGAAAUUUAUUAGUUUCUGAUAAAUUGAAAAUGGAGGUGACUUUUCAGUAUGUUUUAAACAAAGUCAUUUUUUGGUUCUUGUCUAUUCUAUUGUAAAACUAUUUAUUAGCAAUAAACUUAUUUUAUUACUGAUCUA